This is a messenger RNA of Cordyceps fumosorosea ARSEF 2679, 318 nucleotides long. RefSeq names its product chaperonin. The record is from RefSeq and is a predicted model, not a curated record. Bases 1 to 318 code for a protein of 105 amino acids. Lineage: Eukaryota; Fungi; Ascomycota; Sordariomycetes; Hypocreales; Cordycipitaceae. Gene Ontology annotation, cellular component: mitochondrial matrix. The transcript is spliced from 3 exons. Gene Ontology annotation, molecular function: protein-folding chaperone binding; ATP binding; protein folding chaperone.
AUGGCCACCUCCAUCCGCUCGAUCCGCGCCCUUGCCCCCCUGCUCGACCGCGUGCUGGUGCAGCGCGUCAAGGCCCAGGCCAAGACGGCGAGCGGCAUCUUCCUGCCCGAGUCGUCGGUCGAGAAGCUCAACGAGGCCAAGGUCAUCGCCGUCGGCCCGGGCGCGCUCGACAAGGCGGGUGCGCGCCUGCCGAUGGGCGUCACGGUCGGCGACCGGGUCCUGAUCCCGCAGUUUGGCGGCUCGCCGGUCAAGGCCGGCGAGGAGGAGUACCAGCUCUUCCGCGACAGCGAGAUCCUUGCCAAGAUUAACGAGCAGUAA